CAGAAAUGAAUAAAGGAAUUGAUAAAAAGAGAACAUCUUCAUUUAACAAAUAAACAAUCAGUUACACAUAUGAGAGAUGUGACACAUAACAAAAGAAAUUUUAUUGUCCGAAGUCUAAAAAAGAUGUAAAGAAUAUGAUAAGCGAUAAUAAAUUGAAAUCUUCAUAUGAGAAUACAACUGUGAUGAUGGCAUAAAAUGUUUCAUUGAAAAAUGUAUUCAAUGAAUUGGCUCAUAAAUCUGCGAAGAACUAUAUAAAAAAACACAUGAAAAAAACACCUAGCACUUCUUUACAUACUCCUGCUGACUUUACCAUUAGAAAAACUGAAUAGUAAUCAUACUUAAUGAAGCAAUAGUAAUCAGUUAUACAUUAACAAUCCUAAUAAACUUCGUAUAGAUCUUUGUUGUAACACAAUAAGCGGAAUUAAUGGAUUGAUCUAAUUAAUCAAAAGAGUUCAAAUUAUAUACAAUCAGAUCAAAUAUCAAUAACUGAAUAUAAGUACAAAUAAGUUAAAUAUUAGAACAUAAUUGGAUAUCAUGACAACGAGUAAUUUAGAUUGGAAAUAUCCAUACACAUGUUAUAAAGAGUCUAGAUGCAAUGGAGAAGUGUUUCACAUAGAAAAUUUAGAAUUUGAUUGUUGGAAAGAACUUUUAAUGAAUCGACUAAAAUAACGCUAAGCUAAAUGA
Molecule: messenger RNA, 684 nt
Organism: Paramecium octaurelia
Lineage: Eukaryota; Ciliophora; Oligohymenophorea; Peniculida; Parameciidae
Source: the annotation of a GenBank genome assembly